GAGGGUUCAAUUUGUUUAGGUUUUUAGCACUGUUUUGCUUAUUCAAGUCUUCAAGUGAUCUUUUCUCCUCCAUCUAUUCUCCCCUUUAUUCUACUCCUAACUUUCCCCUCUCACUCUCUCUCUCUCUCUCUCUCUCUCUCUCUCUUCCGUCCGCCCAUUUGUUUUGUUGUAAUAAAUUUCUCACUCCCGAAUAUUUUUGGACUCCUCCAUUUUACAAGUAUAUAGCUUGAGAUCAUCAUCCUCAUCACUUGCACAAAGUCCUCUCCACAACAACCACUCAACCUCCAAACAUGGGGGAUCCCUACACCAAUUUCUUCAAGGAUCUCCUCAAUUACUACCCUAAUAUUAAUAAUCUCCCCUCCAACCCCCUUCCUCCUCUUCCCACCCCCUCCCACAAAUUCAACCACAACUACAACAAUAUUCCCCAUAACUUCCAAACCCCACCCCCCUCCUCCCCUCCCCUAAGAGAGGCCCUCCCUCUUCUUACCUUGAGCCCCUCAAGGCAUGACCAAGACAACCGCGAUGACCGCCACCACCACCGCCAUGAAGACAGCUCAUCGAAGACCUCUGAUCAAAACGAUGACGGUGAUGUGGGUGCAGGAGCAGUGACAGUCGCCCUCCACAUAGGCCUCCCAAACCCUGGCUCGUCGACCGACCCCGCUCAUCAGUCAGGGUCCUCAGGGCAAGCGGAGGAGGAGGAGGAGGAAGCAGCCGGAGGUGAUCAAGGAGACAAAGAGGAGGACGGAGCUGCAGUUUCUUUAGGGUACCCCACGAGUGCCAUAGGAAAGCUCAACAAGGGGCAGUAUUGGAUCCCUACUCCUUCUCAGAUCCUCAUUGGUCCUACCCAGUUCUCUUGUCAUGUGUGCUUCAAGACCUUCAACAGAUACAACAACAUGCAGAUGCAUAUGUGGGGGCAUGGAUCACAGUACAGAAAGGGCCCAGAGUCCCUCCGAGGCAUCCAGCCAACAGCGAUGCUUCGACUUCCGUGCUACUGCUGUGCCCCGGGGUGCAGGAACAACAUAGACCAUCCAAGAUCGAAGCCGUUGAAGGACUUCAGGACUCUCCAAACUCACUACAAGAGGAAGCAUGGGAUAAAACCCUUCAUGUGUAGGAAAUGUGGGAAGGCGUUUGCGGUGAGGGGAGACUGGAGGACUCAUGAGAAGAACUGCGGGAAGCGUUGGUAUUGCAUUUGCGGGUCUGAUUUCAAGCAUAAGAGGAGCUUGAAGGAUCAUGUUAAGGCUUUUGGGCACGGGCAUGCCGUGCAUGAGACUGAUUGCUUGGAGGAGGAGGAGGAGGAUCCGUCAUCGGAGAUUGAGCAAGAUUGCGAAGCAUCUCAGUGAUGAAAAGGUGAAUUGGUGAAUUUAAUUAACUCUUUUUUUUCUUUUUAUUUUUUUGUAUUUGGUUGUUAAGAAGUUAGCUAGAGUGGGGAAAUACAUCAAUUAAUGUAGGCAUUAUCUCUCGUAUAUGACCUUCACCUUUUGUUAAUGUCAUGGGUGAGGUCGGAGUACAUAGAAGAAUAAUGGUGUGAGCCAGUGAAGAGAACUUGGUUGCUAGAACUUAAA
Messenger RNA from Asparagus officinalis (garden asparagus), 1562 nucleotides. Its product is annotated as zinc finger protein WIP2-like. NCBI's taxonomy places the organism in Eukaryota, Viridiplantae, Streptophyta, Magnoliopsida, Asparagales, Asparagaceae. Gene Ontology annotation, biological process: regulation of gene expression; anatomical structure development. The record is from RefSeq and is a predicted model, not a curated record. Gene Ontology annotation, cellular component: nucleus. Gene Ontology annotation, molecular function: DNA-binding transcription factor activity.